CGUGCGUCGUUGGUUGUGUGUGGUGUGCUGCGGUUGUCGUUCUUCUUCUUCCUCGUGGUUAGGUUGGGUGAGGCCGGCCGCCAUAUCCUAUCUUUGUUUGUAGUCUGUCGCACGUGCGCGGUAGGCAGCCAUGGGGAAGGAGAAGUCGCAUAUCAACAUCGUGGUCAUCGGCCAUGUCGACUCCGGCAAAUCGACGACCACGGGCCAUCUCAUCUACAAGUUGGGCGGCAUUGACAAGCGUGUGAUUGAGAGGUUCGAGAAGGAGGCAGCUGAGAUGAACAAGCGGUCGUUCAAGUACGCAUGGGUGUUGGACAAGCUGAAGGCGGAGCGCGAGCGCGGCAUCACCAUCGACAUCGCUUUGUGGAAGUUCGAGACGACUAAGUACUACGUGACUGUCAUCGAUGCGCCCGGCCAUCGCGAUUUCAUCAAGAACAUGAUCACGGGCACUUCACAGGCGGACUGCGCUGUGCUGGUGAUCGACUCGACGACGGGAGGUUUCGAGGCGGGUAUCUCCAAGGAUGGGCAGACCCGAGAGCACGCCCUGCUGGCGUUCACGCUGGGCGUGAAGCAGAUGAUCUGCGCGUGCAACAAGAUGGAUGCCACGACGCCCAAGUACUCUGAGAACCGGUACAACGAAAUCAAGAAGGAGGUGUCGACCUACCUGAAGAGGGUAGGGUACAAUCCCGACAAGAUCCCGUUCGUGCCCAUCUCCGGCUUCGAGGGCGACAACAUGAUCGAGAGGUCGACGAACAUGGCGUGGUACAAGGGUCCGAUUCUUCUGGAGGCUCUCGAUCUGAUUUCCGAGCCGAAGAGGCCGUCCGACAAGCCUCUGCGUCUGCCUCUCCAGGACGUGUACAAGAUAGGCGGUAUUGGAACGGUGCCCGUGGGACGGGUGGAGACGGGCGUCAUCAAGCCUGGCAUGGUCGUUUCGUUUGCGCCCUCUGGGCUGACCACGGAAGUGAAGUCGGUGGAGAUGCACCACGAGGCAAUGACCGAGGCUCUCCCCGGGGACAACGUGGGGUUCAACGUGAAGAACGUGAGCGUGAAGGAGUUGAAGAGAGGCUUCGUGGCGUCUGACUCGAAAAACGACCCCGCUAAGGAGGCGGCCAGCUUCACCUCCCAGGUUAUCAUCAUGAAUCACCCUGGGCAGAUCGGUAAUGGCUAUGCGCCGGUCCUGGAUUGCCACACGUGCCACAUCGCGGUGAAGUUCGCCGAGCUGGUGGUGAAGAUCGAUCGGCGAACGGGCAAGGAGAUCGAGAAGGAGCCUAAGUUCCUGAAGAACGGAGACGCUGGGUUCGUCAAAAUGGUGCCAACGAAGCCGAUGUGUGUUGAGACCUUCGCUCAGUAUCCUCCUCUGGGUCGAUUCGCCGUGCGUGACAUGAGGCAGACGGUGGCCGUCGGCGUGAUCAAGGCCGUGGAGAAGAAGGAGAAGGAAGGCAAGGUGACGAAGGCCGCCAUGAAGAAGGGAGGGAAGUGAACUGGUAGCCUGUCUUUUUUUUUUUUUUUAGCUUGUCCUUUUCAUGUGGAUGAAUCGGUGCGCGGGAUUCCGACCUGUUUCUGCUGCCGGGAAAGAUCCCGGCAUCUGAGUGCCGUAAUUACGUAAUAAUAGUAUUUUCUGAUUCACGUAGAGGCAGCAGCUUUAGCAGCUGAUGAUGGUGGUUUCGCCAGCGGCGUUUUGGCAGCUGGAGGGACAGCGGACGCGGGAGUAUUCGAUAGGACGUUUAGUUUUUGUCGUGUUUUCCGAUGCGGAGUGGGAUUUGGUGAUGACAAUGUUUCUAAGAAGGGAAAAAAAAUCGUUUCGGUGUCUUUCGGCUGACCCUAGGUUAAGGGUUAAGGGAAGACAUCUGUCGGGGGGAUCCUUUCUCCAUCGUUAUUCUUAUUGUCUUGGAGUUUGUGCUGGAUCUGUUCGGUCAGUACGACGAUCGGAUGGCUAUAAUUGCUCGAUCGUGACAGAUCUGGGUCCUCGCUAGGUUAGGACGAUCGGAUGGCUAUAAUAGCUCGAUCGUGACAGAUGUGGGUCCUCGCUAGGUUAGGAAAAGACAUCUGUCGGGGGGAUUCUUUCUCCAUUUGUGCUGCAUCUUUUAGGUCAGUACGACGAUUGGAUGGCUAUUAUUAUAGCUUGAUCGCGACAGAGUUGGGUGCUCGAUAGGCGAUGGCGUGGGUAGUGAAUUUGGGUUAAUUCUCAGUUUCUUCUUCGAGAUUUGGUUUAUUCUUUUUCGGAUUGCCCAGUAGCCUGUUGAGUUGAUUGAACUUGAUUCUUUUAAUAACUAAAAAUGUUCGGGUUAAACCGUUAGGGUUUCGAACGAAACUGCGUUUUUUUUUUGUUUUUUUUUUUUUGUCUUGUAGAGUUUCUACGCACCGAGUGAAACGACAGUUUGUUCUUGAAAAAAAAAAAAAAAAGGUGCCUGUUUUUGGAACCGAACGUCGGCAUAUCCUGACUCACUCUGUUCGUACUCUGAUGAUGGGAAUUAAAGUGUCUGAAUCUGUCCGCGAUCCGGGGGCGAUGCAGAUCGGAAGAUGGGCGAAACCCAUGCGGCACAAGCCAUAUGUUUGAACAUAAGUACACAGUGUGCCUUGCUCCCCUCAUGCACCGACUGUGCAAAUUACUCGCCAAUUGUCCGAAAAUGAGAAUGAAUAAUCCGCCAGAAC
Chara braunii is the source of this 2649-nucleotide messenger RNA. NCBI's taxonomy places the organism in Eukaryota, Viridiplantae, Streptophyta, Charophyceae, Charales, Characeae. The record is from the annotation of a GenBank genome assembly.